UUCGCCAACGUGGGAGAAGCGAAAAUGUGAAGUUGUUUUGAACUUCUGUGGGAAUUUGUGUGAACGAUUUCGGUGUGUUUGUUAUUGUUUUAAGUUAUAAAAGUUGGGCUUGUACAGAUCUCUGAGUCUGUUUUACCAUGAUGCCAGGGGAAAGUCAGUCCAAAGCGCUGGCUUUAGCCGCGGAAGCGACGAUCGGAAACUGUCAGAAGUGCUCUCUUCUGCACCAGAGCCUGAAUGAAUAUGUGUCGUCUUUUCUGGCGCUGAAACAGAGGAUAGCGGUUUCAGAUGACGCAAUCAGGCUUCAACAACAGCUGGAGGAGCUGCAGAUCAAAUUAUUGUCUCUGGAGAAAAAGACAGCAGAUUAUGAAUCCUUGCAAGCACAACUGGAGGAAAAGAAGGGUGCUCUUAAGGCUUAUGGACAGAUGUCUGAAGAGAUGGAAACAUUGAAGCAGGAAAACAGCAGAACGGUGGAAGAGAAUAAGAAGCUUCAAAACCAGCUACAUGAAGUGGAAGAAACACAGUCACUUGAAAGCGCAAAGCUGAAGAGGGAAAAGGCUUUUGUAGAAAAUGAUUUGCUGAAAGUACAGGCGUCUUUGAUGAAGUCUCAGGCAAAGGCAGAACAACUUGAAAAUUUGAUGGAGGAGAACGCCAAGACAACACGCAUAAAGGAAAACCUUGAAACUAAAGUGAAACAGUUUGAAGACUUCAUUUGCAAACAAAACCAACAAAUAUCCCAACUGACUAAAGAGAAGAUCCUGCUGGAAAGAAACAUUGAUGACCUCCAGGCCAGGCUGAUCAAACUGGAAAGAGAGAGGAUUAAAGACUUUAGGAGCACAUCAACUCAAGCAAGUGUACCUGGAGAGCCGAAAGUUAACAAAGAAAAGAUCCGGAUGCUGUUGGAGAAUGUGUGGGCCUGUGUAGAACCUCAGCAGGAAAACACUACAAACAUGUUGCACUUCCCUGAGCCCUGUUCCAAUCCAGUUUUACCCUCCUCUCCGAAAAACAGUCUUCACUGUCAUUUGAAAAAGACGUCCCCAUCUCCUCACAAGAUCAGAGAAUCCCACUGUCACUCCGUUCAGACAAAUGCCCCUUUUACACAGAUCAAACCUUCUCCACUACGACAGAACGCCGUCAAGGGUCCAGCAUGUCUGCAGUCAACAAGGUCCAGGAAGAAAACAGACGCGCCCAAAAAGAGCAAGCGAUUGUCAGAGGAGCGCAAACCUGAGGAGUCAUCCUCCGACUUUGGCAGCUCCACAGUAUCUGCUGAAGAGAUACUGUCGUUGUUCAAACCAAUACUUCCCUGCAUCUCACCACUACCAGAUUCGGGCGCUGAGUCAGAAUCUAUGGAGACAGGCGACGGAGAAAAAGAAAACACCAAACAUUCUCAUAACUCCGUUCAUCUGCGACGAGAGAAGUCCUCGCUCAUCACAACGUCGGUCUCAAGCCUGUCGACAAAAUCUUCUGUUGUACCAACAGAGAAGAAUGUGGACUUGCCAGUGGUCAUGGCACAGGAAGCAGAACAAAUGUCCAAUGACAACUUCUCUAAAGACUUGGUACAAAAGUUUCCAAGUGUCGACGCUGAAAUGAAGGACAUGAGAAGUGCAGAUGAUGAAGAAAUGCAGCUUGAAAAAGCAACGCAUUCUGAUCAGGAGUUAACAACUGAUCUAUUAGUAUCUGCAUCAGCAUCAUGUGCUUCUUCCACACCAGUUAUUGUUGAGUGUAUGCCUUCAAAUACCGAAAGUCAAAAGUCAUCCUGCAUGGAAAAUCUAGACAACUCAAAAACGAACAGUGCAAAGCACGAUCCGUCAAAGACUGCAGAUGGUGGAGAGUCACCCAGAAAAAUAGAUCUAGCUGUCAUACCUGAGGGAGAAGGAAAGAAUACUGAGUGUCUUGGUGAAGACACAGACGUCGAGGAGAGGUGUUUGUCAAUCAGGAGCAGUGUCUCUUGUAAAGAUGGUGAAGAGGAGCUUGGUAAUGGUGUAUCCAUAAAACUACCAGCAGAUGAAGAUGGGACAGAAGUGCAGGGAAAGAACGUCGACGUAACAGCAAAUGGAAAUAUGAAACUUCCAUUUCAUUGCGAGUCUUCACUGUUGGAGAUUGAAAAUGACGAGUGCGAUCAGGAUGGAAAAUCUGGUCAAGCAAAUCCUUCAAACAAGGAUGCAAACUUUGAGACAUUGGACACUAAACUAGCAGAUAAUGGACUCUCCCUUUCUGCCCAUGAAGAGACAAAGACUGUGAACUGUGACUCUUUGAAAGAAAACACUCAUUCUGUGUGCAGGGCGUCGAGUCCUUCAUGUUUGUUUCCCACUGGCAAAUUACAAGCCUUGGAAACUUGCCAAAACCCAGAACAAUUGGAUGUUGGUGUGAACAUGGAACACGUUUCAAUAAACAAGAAAACUCCACAGCUUGUGCCCAGAAGUGAGAAAGAGAGUGCUAUUAAAAAGGCAAAUGCCCAAGAGUCGCCUGAGGACGACAUUGAUGCAAGUAUCCAUAAAGUGAGUGAAUGUAAACUGGGCGCUGUUAGUCCUACUGCCUCAUUCAAACAAAGUGCAAAAGGACAAAUUCAGUGUUUGGAGUCAGAGGAACAGCCUUGUUCAGUGGCAGAUUCAACUGCAGAUCAACCGCCUGAAUUUCUAGGCCAAUUUUUAGCUAAAAUGGGACCUCCUCUUCCUCCUGUCCUAACCCCUCUGAGCACUCCUCCAAAGGCAGGGAAAUCAAUCAAUCCAAGGCAGGCCAUUGGGAAACUUCUGUUCCCCUCACCCCUGGAUAGACUGGCUUCACCUACCACUCCAGUCCAGACCCAGUUGACACCCGACAGUCGGCAGCAGAGUUCCUCAUCUCUGAACAGUCCAGUACGUUCAAACGGCGUCCCCUCAUCGCCCCUUCAGUUCGGCUCUGCCACUCCAAAGCAUGCUGUACCUGUACCAGGUCGCCUGCCCAGGACAGCCAUGAAUUCUUCCAUGACUCCUUCCUCCAGUCCAUCUCAGGAAAACUCCAUGAGGAUCCUUGAUACCAUGUAUCCAGAUCUGUCUGCCCACGCCCGCACUCUGAGCAUCCUCAGAGGAAAUGUCGGUCUCAGCAUGUGUUCGUCAGACAGUGGAACAUCACCUUCAACCACUGUGAGUCAGAUGUCAGGCUUUAAAACGAUAAACUCCACCUCAACAGCCUUCACCAAGACUGAGACGAAAGGAGAAAAGCGACGGGCGGACAGUCCGCCUCGACCCAAAAACAGGAAAUGUCUCAGGUUGGAUAACUGCUCUCCCACUGUCAGUCGACAGCAGGUACCUUCUGCCUCCUCGAACAGUGGAGAGGACACCGGCUCACCUCAGACUCUGAGGCUAAAACAGCUCCGAAACGAGGCAGCUUCUCCAACCAUGGAGAGCGGGGCGCCGACAGGGACAGAUCUUAUAGAUACUUAUUUAAAGAAAAUCGAAAAGCAGUGUUUUGAUCUGCUGCCUGUGAUCCAGAGCCACCUGUACGUCGGUAAUCUGCCCAAGAAGCCUGUCCUAAGAGAAGAGGAGAAGGAGGUCAUCGCUGAGAUCUGCCAAAGCUGCUUGAUUAAUGCAGAUGAUGUGAUUCUGGCCAUCCUGAACAAACUGAAAUCAGAGAAAAGAGAUCUGAGCACAAACUACAUGCAGGCUCUGUGCAGAGUCCACACGGGGAUCUGUAGACAAAAGAGAGACUGGGAGAAGUCUCACAUCCUGGCUUACAGCAUUCUGGCAGAAGAUUUUCCAGAUGCUGCUAUGCUGAUUUUGUUCAUGGUGACUACGUGGCCCAGUGUUCUGUCACACAGCAGUUCUCUGUGCCAGGCAAUACAUGCUGUCACCAAACUGAAAGCACAAGAAAACCUCCUCAGCUGCCUUUCAGCAUUCCUCUGUUGGGACAAGAGUCCUCCAUGUGAUAUUGACGAGCUGAUCUCCAGAACGCUGUCUGAUAUUCGGUCAGGGUCAAGCCCGUCUUUCACUGAACACGGUCGACACGGGAUGGACCUGCGGACUGAGGCAUGGGAACAAGUCUUCACCCUGCACCUCCUUUGUACACACAAGAUGUGGAAGUGGACCUAUGAGAAUGUAUUAGGCAAGGAGCUGUGGCCGUUAAUGAACAUGUGGGUGACUCAGCCCAGAGAUCAACAAGCACCUGUCUCUGAUGUGACUGUUGCCACUGUACUUCGACUCAUAGGGCGCCUCAGUCAGCUGGGAAUCAGAGAGAGGAAUGUUUCCUCUGUUACAACGGUGGCCAGCGUCAUCAACACGUUUGGAAGGCAUGGACACGGUGAAGGUGUGCCAUGGGAGGUCCAGUUAGCAGCCAUCUACUGCAUCUACGACCUGUCUCCCAUCAAUCCCAAAGAAGCCAUGGAAGCUCUUGCUGGGUGGAGAGGAGAAACGUCUCGGAGCGUCCCCCCUGCUGUCACGAGCUGCAUUAACCAGUUAGCCUCAGUCUGCAGACAGAUUAAGAGCUGAGAGAGACAAAACCACAUGGAUUUUACAUUUACAAGACAGGAUGAUAUGGAAAAAUCCCAUCAUACACCCAAGUUUAUUUCAAUGUAUGCACUUGUAGACUAUGUUAAAUUCCUGCUUCAUUUAGCAUGGAGGCACAUGUAGAGAUUUUAAACUGAAACAAAUCAUCAAGGUCACUUUCAGACAUGUUUGCACUUCUACUUAAAUAAUAAAUAAAUAACAUGUCAUUUUGAUAUAUAGUACUACUUGUCUUCUGGGUCAAUGUUUGAGAAAUUCAAUUCAAUUUGGUUUUCUUAAUGUUUUAAAUGUCCAUACUGUAAUAAAUGUACUCGCAUAAUCAGCUGCCUCUGACAUACUCAGGUUAUCCUGUAAAAUAUUGUAAAACAUGUACCAGUAGAUGCCUUUUGUUGUUAACUGUGGCUCUGUUAGGUUUAGUUUUUCUUUCAAGAGAUUGUUUAUUGUAGGAAUUAAAUAUAAGAUGUUUACAAUCACAUGUGAUUUGUACAGUUUAUAAUUUAAAUAUUUAAAAUUAAAAUGUCUAUAUAUUGAAUCUA
This is a messenger RNA of Labrus bergylta (ballan wrasse), 5011 nucleotides long. It is a transcript of the gene ice1, whose product is annotated as KIAA0947-like (H. sapiens). NCBI's taxonomy places the organism in Eukaryota, Metazoa, Chordata, Actinopteri, Labriformes, Labridae. The record is from RefSeq and is a predicted model, not a curated record.